AUGUGGACCCUGAACAUAUCGAUCUACUAUCAUCAUCGUCCGCGUCUGGCGCAGGUCAGAUGCCUACCGGGGAAAAAACUCGACCCCCCAAACAAGGUCGAGAAGAACAGAAAAUCAAAGCCUAAGCAGCCUCGCGACGCUAAAGCUCGAAGACAGGUGCGGUACCUCAGUCGCCUGGAAGUUUUACCCAAAGAGCUCCUGCAGCAGAUCUUCUUCUAUUCCCUGAAUUUGAAUUUUACGUGCGUCUCCACAUCCAUCACAGCGGCGAUCACCAAUGAGCGCAUCUAUGGACUCCUCAUUCUGCAAGCCUGCUGGAAAGGCCCAGAAGGACAGGAGCCAUGUGCUGCUGUCCGCCGCUAUUUUGCACCCAUGGAAUUCACUCCACUCUCUACCGAGGACCGCACGCAACUCCAGAGCGUGAUGUUCCAAUGUCCCUGGUUCACGGCUGAUCGACUACGGGCCCAGGUCUCAACGUUGAUGAUGCUCAACAUUCAUCAGUACUGGCUGAAAGAUGUCACAAUGGAGCCUCAACAGAAGACGGCCCUGGCUCAGCUCAUGAGCAAGGCGGACAACGCUCCCCGAGACUUCCAUGGCGACGGCCCGCCACUGCAGCAUUUUCUCGAUAAACUGAACCACCCGUUCGAUGAACACAAUCGACGAGAAUAUCUCAGCUCGCCCGGCGCUCAUUCAUACGAUCUCCAUAUCUCUGAUUAUAUGGAACUAGAAAUCAGGCGGACCAAUAUGCCCAAGCUGACUGACGCCGUCAUCAGAAUCCCCGCUAUCAGUCUCCUCUGCAUACCUGAUCACCUGUAUCGCGGUGACUCCGACCACUUCCCAACCGAAGAUCUGAAAACCCUUGAAACUUUGCGGUUGUGCUCGGGGCUUUUCCUUGCUCCAGGCCUCCCUCCUCUUCCUACCCCCAUCACCAUUAAUCGCCCCGCUCUUCAUCGCGGCGUCAAGAUGUCCAUCAAGUCUAAGGACUUCGUGGCUUUAACCAGCCUUCUGAAACUAGAAGAAUAUUGUAUCCGCUUCGGGACUCAAGUUCGGGAUCACAUCUACUUGAUCUCAGAAGAGCACUUCAUCCGAGUCGCCAGGCUGCGCGAGCACCCGAUCAAAAAAGUGGUUCUGUUCCGGAAUCUUCUCCGCGCGAGUGCAGAGUCGGUGCCGCCUAUGAGUGAAGAAGUCAUCGCUUGGAAUAAUAAGAACAAGACGCGCCCGGCAUGCAAGGAAGUCAACUUCCCUAAAUUUGCGCACUGGUUGUCAGAUUUCAUGCUGGAUCUACCUAACGAUGUAGGGAAGGAGAAGGAUCAGAUGAAGCGGCAGCUUUUCUACUGCGGGGGACUGGAUCAUCAGAGUCGGCAUGCUGAGGGGUAUUUGGAGGCGAUUAGCCCGAAGACUCUUGGCCCCUGGAUGCCGGCGAGCAGUGGGUUUCCUGUCCAGCAGCUUUGGCAGAAAUCCGGCUAG
Molecule: messenger RNA, 1464 nt
Organism: Penicillium chermesinum
Lineage: Eukaryota; Fungi; Ascomycota; Eurotiomycetes; Eurotiales; Aspergillaceae
Exons: 1
Coding region: 1-1464 (487 amino acids)
Source: RefSeq, a predicted model, not a curated record